Molecule: messenger RNA, 1093 nt
Organism: Nylanderia fulva
Lineage: Eukaryota; Metazoa; Arthropoda; Insecta; Hymenoptera; Formicidae
Product: polyisoprenoid diphosphate/phosphate phosphohydrolase PLPP6-like
Molecular function (GO): sphingosine-1-phosphate phosphatase activity
Source: RefSeq, a predicted model, not a curated record
AUGUAAAUGGCUGCAUUCGAGAACGACGUGUGCUCUGUCCUUAUUCAUCUUUUCGUGAAUUACAAAGAUAAAACAACAACGUUAACAAUAAAAUCGUCGUUCUCGAAUACUAUCUUAUAUAUAUAUAUAUAUAUAUAUAUAGUUGCCAAACAGCUGUGCUGUUAGCUAAUAUAUUUAGUACAAUCUUCGUUCUGUGGUUAUUGAACUUGAACAUUAUUAAUAAUCAUAUGAUUUAUUUGUGAUAGUGAUUUUUGAAUAUUUUUUGUCGUCUAUCAGCUAAUUGUGAAACAAUAUGGAGACGUCUGAGAAAAGAGAAAUUCCGACACUACUGAGGAAAGUUUUGGCAGUGGAUGCUUAUUUGACAGAUGAGUUGGUUAAGUUGGCAGAAAAAUUUUUACCCUUAAAACAGUUAAAAGUACAUUAUAAAUUAUUAGAGGUAUCGUGUCAUGGUAUUGUUUGGCUAGCAAUUUCUCUCGUAUUAAUUUGGAUUUUUAACAGCAAAAGCUUGUAUCAAAUGCAAGUAAAUCUUCUAAUAGGUUUGUUGCUUGAUAUUAUCUCGGUAGCUUUGAUAAAAGCAAUCACAAGAAGAAGACGGCCAACCUGCACACAGGUUCCAUUUUCUCUAGGUCCUGAUAAAUAUUCCUUUCCAUCUGGACAUGCUUCUCGAGCAGCAUUUAUUGUGUAUUUCUUCUUUCAUUUAUGGUCUACAUCUUUGAUAUACGCACCACCUUUAUUAGCAUGGUCUUUCUCCGUAUGUAUGUCUAGAAUAUUGUUAAGAAGACAUCACAUACUUGAUGUGCUUGUUGGAGUACUUUUAGGUAUCUUUGAAGGCCUAAUUAUAGGUUAUAUUUAUUUAGAACAAGAGACAUGCAUUAAUUUAGUAUCUUGGAUUACGGAUGUGAAGAUACAUGAAUAAUAGUAUUUAAAUAAUUCGUUUUAGAAAUAUGUAUGUGUGAAAUAAUAUUAUUUUCAAUAUUUUUGUGUACAAAUUUGUUUUGUACACUUUACAAUUUUGUGUAUAUAUCAAACAUGUUUCUAUGUGAAGCAGUACAAAACAGUGUAAAAAAAUAAAAAGCCUUGUAAAGAAAUAAUA